UCUUCCCUUAGUGAUAAAGUUGCCUCAAUAAACAUAACAACAAUAUCCUUUUAUUUGUCCGUUGAAGUACAAGAUCCCACACUUGGCGUUUUUGAACAGUGGUGAAUGCUACAGGUAGAUGUGAGGCGUACAUAUGUUAAGGUUUCAAAGAAGCGUUAUGUUUUCAGGUCUAGGACUUCAACAAUGACUUCACAAUCACAUGAUGUUUUUGACACACAGAAGAGAAGCUGCCUUUCAGGCCUUGAUUUGAGUAGAAAGGGAUCCAUCGAUGCACCCAUUUUGGAUCUUGUCAGCUUCAUAAAUGGUCACAACAACUUCUUUACCACAAGUUCCUGUUCUGGAAGAAUUAUCAUAGUAGAUAAUGACCCUGAGGGUGUUGUCAAAAAGAAAGGAUGCAAAUGGCUGUUAACUUCUCACGAUUGUGUACAUCCUGAUCAAGUGAUUGAGAGCCUGGGCAAAUCUGAGGGAAAUGCUGCAUUAAAAUUUGAGGCAUUUGUUAUGCAUGUUCAGUGUCGAAAACUAGAAAAUGCUCAGCUAAUGCUGAGCUCAGGUGUCGGUUCAGGAUUCAGAAACUCAGGUCUGAGUGUUGGCAACAAAGGAAAAUUUAUUGCAGCAAUCCGAAGCACACAGUCCUUGGAAGUCCCUUUAACCUCCAAUGGUCAACUGAUGGUGGACAGAAAGUACAUCGAGUUUAUUGUGGACAUGGCUAACAAGAAACUUGCUGACAACUUGGUCAAAAUAGAAAGAUUUUUCGAGGAUCUGAAAUCUGCGGUACACACAGACGCUGCACGAUUGUCAACACAGAAGGGUAAGCAGACCACAAAAACAAAGAAAGAAAGAAAAGGAGUGUGUAUUGAUGACGUCAAAGUGAAAUGCUCAAAAGACAAUCCAACGCAAAAUGACCUUUGUGAUAAAAUUGACGAUGGUGAAUUAGAAAAUGAAGAAGAUAUUGUUAAUACCGCCAUGUUUUGGUGCGAAUUGGACACAUGAAAUAUAUAAAUAGUCUGCUAUUUGAUACAUUCUUAUUUGUCUCUAUUUGAAAUUAAUGUCUGUUCAAAGUGUAGCAAAAACAAGAGGUCAAGGUUUCAUAACACGAUUAUCAUAUGAAAUAUUAAAGAAACGUUUAAGGGAUAUAGUCUAUGCGAUUAUGAGGUGGGAGUAAAGAUAUUUUUGCAGACGUUUAAUAAUGGAAAAUAAUCCUUCAUUAGACAACUGGAGCAUAUCUUUGUUUAUUCGAUGUUUAUUUAAAGCGAAAUCAUCUCCCGAGUUAUGCAUACUAAGAUAAAAAAAGAUAUACAAUAACAAGUUUCAAGUGAGCUAGUCUGAUUUCCUGAUUAACUUAAUGUGAUACACGUAUAUUUAUAAAAAAAAUUCAACAAAGUUCACCCGAACUUAGGUCGGAACUGUGUUAAUAUGAACAGAAUGAUUGUUUUGUUCGUCUCGUGGCUUUAGCCUCUGUCUCUUCUUCUUGUACAAUAACAACAAAAGCCAAAUCAACAACGCCAACAUAAAUAUACCACAAAUAA
Messenger RNA from Dreissena polymorpha, 1526 nucleotides. RefSeq names its product tRNA wybutosine-synthesizing protein 3 homolog. The transcript has 8 exons. Gene Ontology annotation, biological process: tRNA methylation. The coding region runs from base 106 to 990 and encodes 294 amino acids. NCBI's taxonomy places the organism in Eukaryota, Metazoa, Mollusca, Bivalvia, Myida, Dreissenidae. Gene Ontology annotation, molecular function: tRNA methyltransferase activity. The record is from RefSeq and is a predicted model, not a curated record. Gene Ontology annotation, cellular component: cytoplasm.